AACUAAGGCUAUAAAAAAGGAGAAUAUAAUAAGUCAGUCCAUGGUGAGGGCGACUUGAAUCUUGGUGGCGGCGCGUGGCAGCCCUUGGAAGGUAUUGUAUUUUCCUCCUCCCUGCCGCCGCCUGCCGCUGCUCCCUCCCUGACGGACUUUCCAGAAGGUCUCGGGUAAAGAACAACACAUACUAACCCAGCAUGGCGGUAGAGCAUCCUGAGACCGUGGAGAUGGCGGUCGACAUCACACCAGAGAAGGAUGGAGGAGUGAUGAAGGAGGUAUUACGGCCGGGUGAGGGCGAGGAAGGACCUCAACCGGGUGACAAGGUGUUCGUGCACUAUGUCGGCACCUUGUUGGAGGAUGGCUCACAGUUUGACUCCAGUCGGGAGAGGGGCGAGCAGUUCUCCUUCACCCUGGGGAAAGGUGAGGUGAUCAAAGGGUGGGACCUGGGUGUUGCCACCAUGAAGAAGGGCGAGCUGGCCAAGCUGACCUGCAAGAGUGAGUACGCCUACGGGGAGCGCGGCAGCCCACCCAAGAUACCCCCCAACGCCUCGCUAGUCUUCGAGGUUGAGCUGUUUGAGUGGCACGGGGAAGACCUGAGCCAGAAGAAGGAUGGUGGCAUCAUACGCAGGAACGUGACCGCCGGCGAGGGCUACCAGACCCCCAACGACGGGGCAUUGCUGGAAGUGCACAUUAAGGGCAAGGUGAACGGGACAGUGUUUGACGAUAGGGAACUAAUCUUCCCCCUCGGCGAAGGCUCUGAACACAACAUUCCCGAAGGCCUGGAGACAGCCCUCGAAAAGUUCAAGAAGGGCGAAAAGUCUGUCAUAAAGCUGUCACCAAAGUAUGCCUUUGGGGACGAAGGUAACUCAUCCCUGGGAGUGCCACCAGGUGCAUCCGUGGAGUAUGAGGCAGAGCUGAAGAGCUUUGAGAAGGCGAAGGAGUCAUGGGAGAUGGACCAGGGGGAGAAGAUUGAGCAAGCCAAGACCUGCAAGGAGAAGGGCACCCAGUUCCUCAAGUCCGAAAAGUACAAGCUGGCAGUGAAGCAGUACAAGAAGAUCAUCGACUUGUUGGAAUAUGACUCUGGCCCCGGGAACGACUCUUCGGAGGACGACAGUGACAUGGAAGAGCAGGUCAACCUCGCAGCCAACGACAAGGGACUGGAUGAUGAGAAGAAAGCUGAGAGUCAAAAGGUCUUGCUGGCAGGACACCUCAACCUGUCCAUGGUGUACCUCAAACUCCAGGACAGCGCCUCAGCCCGCGAUCACGCCACAAAGGCUAUUGGCAUGGACCCCACCAAUGUGAAAGCCUACUUCAGGAGAGGCCAGGCCCAGCUCAACAUGGGUGAUCCAAUCCUGGCACAGAAGGAUUUCCAGUCUUGUCUAGAUCUGGAGCAGAACAACAAGGCAGCCAAACAGCAGCUCAUGAUCUGCGUCCAGAAGAUCAAGGCCGACAAGAUGAGGGAGAAGCAAAUCUACGGUGGAAUGUUUGAAAAGUUUGCCAAGCAGGAUCAAGCAAAGCAGAAGGCAGAGGCAAAGUGCACCCCCACUGAGGAGAAGGAAGAGGAAGAGAAGAUGUAAGCAGAGCAGGAAUGUUGAUAGUUGAAACUCCUCACCAACUGUCGCAUUACACUUCAUUGCAUUCCCAGCAGUGGAGCGGUGGCAGUCUUCAGCAGAAUCAAGGACACUGUAUGCAAACUGUUUGGUGUCAGUGACUGUGUUCGGUGAAGUUUAAUUUGUCAAUGCCAUACCAUCAUGUGAACGCUUAUCCAAGUCUCCAUGUCUCCCUCAACUCAUGUAGAAGAGUACAUUCACCUGUUCUUGUUCACCAUUUCAGUCCUUACUUGUAUCAGAAAAAUAAUAUAGUCAUUUCUCAAAUAGUACGGUUUCCAAUAGUUCGGUUUCGGUUUUAUACAGAUUGUCAUAGAAGAUCUUUUAAGUAUUUUUAAAUUUCCUGCUCAUCGGAAAAUUUUAAAAUCCUAAUAAAAUCUUUGAAAAUCCACAUAAAACCGAAACUGAACUAUUGAAAACCAUACUAUUUGAGGGACGACUGUACUGGAAUAUUUUGAUGAUGUAUGAAAACAAGCUUAUAUAAAUUUAGACGAGGCAUGAAACUAAGCUUGCCGAAAGAAAGCGUAAUAGUUAAUCAUGACUUAUUUGAACACUGGAUUGCUUUUAUACUUUAGCUCUGUUUUUCUGGGUAGCUAUUUUUCUGAUACAAACACUAAUUGGAGUGGUCUUUGUGAAUUAGUGAAUAUGCUCUGUCUGGAACCCCUGGCCGUGUUUGGCUGUGAGGUGCAGGUUAUGUUUCAGGAUUUGAGUGUAUGUGUGUGUGUGUGUGUGUGUGUGUGUGUGUGUGUGUGUGUGUGUAUGCUUGUGUGUGUGUGUGUGUGCAAGCUUCUGUUUUGAAAUGGUUACUUGAUGCUUUUGAAUGUCUUUUAUCCACUGAAGGGAAGUUUUACGUGCUCUUCUGUUGCCGACUUCUUGAGGCUUUGUGUAAUUAUUUUACUUGUGUAUUGUUCCUCAAGGAUCUACAGUGAUACAUGGAAACGAUUCAUUUUCAUUCCUAUGGAAGUUAGUAAUUGUUUGUAGCAUAAUAGCUGAGGAAAGGAGUGGCAAGGACUGACUGACUUUUGAUACUAGUAAGACUGGCAGCACUUGUAGGUACUAGAUGUAGCAGAAGACAAAUUGCCUAGAUUCACGAAGUAUGUAAGUAAUAGUAUGGGUAUUAUCUCAUUGUUGCAAGUCAUUAUUCUCCAAAUGAAUAGUGCUUUUUAUCUUUUUUUCCUAUCUAUCCUGUCUUUGCCAGAUAUGAGCUCCCUGAUUUGUUAGGUGAUUUAAAAUAUUGUGGUUCAUAAUAUUUUUCUUUCAGCAUUUUGCUCCUAAUAAAAACUGUGAUGAUUAA
This is a messenger RNA of Eriocheir sinensis (Chinese mitten crab), 2895 nucleotides long. RefSeq names its product peptidyl-prolyl cis-trans isomerase FKBP4-like. The record is from RefSeq and is a predicted model, not a curated record. NCBI's taxonomy places the organism in Eukaryota, Metazoa, Arthropoda, Malacostraca, Decapoda, Varunidae. The transcript has 11 exons. Gene Ontology annotation, molecular function: peptidyl-prolyl cis-trans isomerase activity; protein binding. The coding region runs from base 192 to 1571 and encodes 459 amino acids.